AUGAACAAUGCAAGCAACAAGAAGUUUCUGUUUAGUGGAGCCAUGUCUGUGGUUUCUAGUCUCUGCCCUCCCCUUUCUUUCUUCUCUGCCAAAGAAGAAAACCACCCAGUAAAUCACGUCUUCCCAAGAUGUUCAACUGUGAAGAAGCUGUUUGAUGGGUAUGAUGAUUUAGUCACUGGGUUCAACUCUUUCUUACCGGCAAAGAAGAAGCUUGUCGCCACUUCGUCGGAGGCGUACAAUAGCACGGUGGACGAUCAAGCUCCGACUUCAUCGCGGACUACACAGACCAAGUUUGUGAAAAAGGUUCAGAAGAGUUUCGGAGACGAAGUUCGGAGAAAUAAAUUGUUUCUUGAUGCUUUGGGUAUGUGGCGAUUUGGGGACAUGGUCAUUGAUCGGCUCGAUCAAGAGGUUGCUGAUGUGUUCAAAGAGCUCCCAGAUCUGUACAUAGAGUUCAAGGGGUUUUAUGGUGAUUUUUCAGAGGAGAAAUCGACUGAUAAGGAAAAGGCCACACGCCCAUUCAAGGACUACUACACCGACUGGUUCAACAUGCUCAAGUGCAGGCUGAUGAGAGAGAGGAAGGAGGGAGUAAAAAAGGCCGUUGGUGAGGCGGUGGUGGCGGAGAUGAUGAGUGUUUUUAUGGAUGCCAAUAGGCUGAGGAGAAGUGUUUUGACAGAGAUUCUGAAUGUUACAAAUGUUUUUCAGGCAGCUCUUUUUCUUGAAGGACUUGCCCAAUUUCUUAUUGGGUUUCAAGAACAUAAAAUUCUAAGUGAAUUUGAACGAUCCAAAAUGGCUAUCAAUUGA
Molecule: messenger RNA, 801 nt
Organism: Ilex paraguariensis (yerba mate)
Lineage: Eukaryota; Viridiplantae; Streptophyta; Magnoliopsida; Aquifoliales; Aquifoliaceae
Source: the annotation of a GenBank genome assembly